Gracilinanus agilis (Agile Gracile Mouse Opossum) is the source of this 939-nucleotide messenger RNA. RefSeq names its product olfactory receptor 4K13-like. Gene Ontology annotation, biological process: G protein-coupled receptor signaling pathway. The coding region runs from base 1 to 939 and encodes 312 amino acids. The record is from RefSeq and is a predicted model, not a curated record. Gene Ontology annotation, cellular component: membrane. Gene Ontology annotation, molecular function: G protein-coupled receptor activity; olfactory receptor activity. NCBI's taxonomy places the organism in Eukaryota, Metazoa, Chordata, Mammalia, Didelphimorphia, Didelphidae. The transcript has a single exon.
AUGGAGAUGAAUAACUCUAUGGUAAAUGAAUUCAUUUUGUUGGGACUCACCAAUUCUUGGGAACUUGGGAUUUUCUUUUUUGUGAUCUUCUUUCUGGCCUAUACAUUAAUCUUGACUGGGAACUUUCUCAUUAUACUCAUGGUGAUUAUUGACUCCCAUUUGCAUUCAACCCCUAUGUACUUCCUCCUGGCCAACCUCUCUCUUUUGGACAUGUCUCUUUCCACUCUUACUGUCCCUAAAAUGAUCAUAGACUUCUUCAGAGAAAGGAAAACAAUCUCUCUGUGGGGCUGCAUGACACAGAUGUUUCUGGCUCAUCUCUUUGGAGGUGGUGAGAUGACUCUUCUCAUAGUUAUGGCUGUUGACAGAUAUGUUGCAAUAUGCAAGCCCCUCCACUAUACAACUAUCAUGAACCAUCGAAUUCUGGUAAGAAGUGUGCUGCUCUCAUGGACUGUUGGUUUUGUGCACACAAUGAGUCAAAUGGUCUUCAUGGUAAAUCUGCCCUUCUGUGGCCCUAAUGUAAUUGAUGAUGUUUUUUGUGACCUUCCCCUUGUCUUGAAACUAGCCUGCACUGACACCUAUAUCCUAGAAUUGCUCGUGAUUGCUGAUAGUGGACUGUUUUCCCUGAUCUCCUUCAUUCUGUUGCUUGUCUCCUAUACUGUAAUAUUAGUCACUGUUUGGCACCGCUCUGCUAGUGGACUCUCUAAGGCUCUGUCCACACUGACUGCGCAUAUCACAGUGGUAAUUCUUUUCUUUGGACCAAUCACCUUAAUUUAUGCUUGGCCAGUUAGUAGCUAUACAUUAGACAAAUUUCUUUCAGUGUUUUAUGCAAUUAUUACUCCCCUCCUUAAUCCUAUUAUCUACAGCUUGAGAAAUCGGGAAAUGAAAGCAGCCAUGAUUAGACUGAGAAACAGGUAUAUCAGCUCCAAGCCAACUUUCUGA